Linderina pennispora is the source of this 1592-nucleotide messenger RNA. Its product is annotated as PLP-dependent transferase. NCBI's taxonomy places the organism in Eukaryota, Fungi, Kickxellomycota, Kickxellomycetes, Kickxellales, Kickxellaceae. The transcript has a single exon. Gene Ontology annotation, molecular function: pyridoxal phosphate binding. Bases 247 to 1350 code for a protein of 367 amino acids. The record is from RefSeq and is a predicted model, not a curated record. Gene Ontology annotation, biological process: biosynthetic process.
GCGCUCUUGUCUUUGCUAGUAGACAGACGGGCACGGCUGGUUGUCCAGUUCGCUUGGCGAAAAUUUGACAUGUGAAAGUCGCUAGGUAGCUUUUUCUCCCUCUCUCACUACCACACCUCACAGUUCUCAUGUUAACUUCACCGCAUAAAAAGCCUGUUUAUUUCUUGGGUACCAGCCCGCUGUUUUUCUUUCUCCUCAAACCUUUCUCCAGCUAAUUUUUAAUACUCUUAUCCGCUUCCACACAGAAUGCCUACCCCUGCACCAUCAUCCAACGGACCCUGGGACGCCAAGCUGCAGCAGUUCCACGGCGGCCAGGACUGGGCGCAUCUGGACAACUUCAUCGAGGACUUUAGCGUGACCACGAAUGCCUUCGGCAUGCCCGAGUCUGCCAAGCAGGCCAGCGUUAGCUCGAUUGAGCACAGCCAUCACUACCCACCAGCGGACCAGGAACCGGCCAAAUCCUCCCUGGCACAAUUCCUGUGGCCCACCUCCUGGCAGCAGGACGGCGACCGGCUGAUCCUGGGCAACGGUGCAAGCGAGCUAAUCGACCUUGUGAUCCGCAUGGCGCCGCGCGGCACCUGGAAGCCGGGACCGUUCCGCACACAGUACAAGGAGUACGAGCGGUCUGCGCGCAACAACGACUACAUGAUGCUUGAUUCGGAGAGCCCAGAGAAGGCGAACGUUGUGUGCCUGGUGAAUCCGUGCAACCCUACCGGCGACUACAUGGAGCUGCCGGAGCUGCAGCAAUGGAUCCUUGACAACGCUCUGCCAGGCGGCCAUGUUUUGAUUGACGAAUCAAUGCAACCCUGGCACUCGUCAGAGUUCCGCAACCACUCAUUGACCAGCGCGCGCGAUUUUGUUGAGCGGAUCUACCAGGAUCACGGAAUCUCUGUGUUUGUGAUGCAUUCGUGGACCAAGCUGUGGUGCUGCACCGGCCUGCGCCUGGGCUCGGUCGUGUGUCCGACCGCCGACCAUAUGCGCGCGAUCAAGAAGCUGCAGGUGCCGUGGUCCGUGAAUACGGUGGCGUUGGCGUUCCUGGAUGCCGUGGUUGCCGAUAAGAUAUACUUGAACAAGACCUGGCAGAUGACGGGCGCGUGGCGCAAGCAGACUGUCGAUCGGAUCAAGCAGCGGUUCCCGGCCUGGCAGUGCCAUGGCCGUGAGUUUUUGUCGUGGAUCUGGGUCGACACCAAAUCAGAGGAGGUUGCGCAGAAGGCUGUGGAUUUGGCAAAGGCCAAUGGCGUGCCGGUGCGCAGUGGCCGUCCGGGCUAUAACCUGCCGACGUAUAUCCGUCUGGCUGUCCGUGAGCCAGCCAAGGUCGACCAUCUGUUCAAGGCAUGGGAGACGAUCUAACUACUCUUCACCUUCAGCAUUGCUUGCAAUUAUUAUCUAGUGCACUUGUCAUUACGACCGGCAAGUAGCUGUUGAUAGCACGAUGUCGUAUUCUCGAUGGGGUUGGCAUCAAGCGCACCACUAUAGUUCAAGUUGGCUUUCUGCUUUUAGCGAGCUAGCUUGCGUCUGUCAUGGCUAGCAGUUUGGUGUUGCCGUCAGCCGCCAGCAGACUUAGCCCCUGAAUGCGAAGCGCCAUUUCCUUU